ACAAAAGCAUCCUAUAUGAGUUAACUCAGAAGAAGAAGAAGAAGAAGCGGCAUAGGAGUUAAGUUGACGUGGAUUAUAAUUGAGUCUACCUAAUUUCAAUUCAUCCAUCUUUCUUCUAUUAAGCUUUGAAACUUGAAACCACUUUCCAAACACUCUCAUCUCUCUACUCCAACUCCAACUCAAGGAACAACCACCCUCUUCUUCUUAUUAUUAUGUAAAUGUAACAGAAGAAGAAGAAGAAGAAGAAGAAGAAAUUGAAAAGAAGCCAUGUCUUUUGUUUUCUUCUGUUAACAACAAUCAAUCUCUCACUUCCUCUUUUGGAUUCUUUCCUUAUUACCAAAAUAUCUCUUUUCUUUCCUUUCGAUUUCGGAUUGGGCUUUUGCUCUUAUUCAAUUAAUUAUUUCAAAGGAACACACUUUCUCAACAACAUGAGCUGGAGCAGGCUCUUGAAAUCUGCGCAAGCACUCUCUGCACACACUUUUCUCUUGUGUUUUACCCUUUUGCUCCUUCUCAAGCUCGAUCAUCACCUUAAUUGCUCUUGGUGGAUAAUAUUUUCACCUCUUUGGAUGUUCCAUGGCAUUGUGGCUCGAGGAAGGUUUUCAUUACCUGCGCCAUCAGCUCCACGUAAUCGACAUUGGGCGCCGUGCCAUGCCGUUGUUGCAACACCAUUGCUUAUUGCUUUCGAAUUGCUUCUUUGUAUAUACCUUGAGAGCUUAUAUGUUAGUGGCUUUGCAGCAGUAGAUCUGAAGAUUGUGUUCCUUCCUUUACUAACAUUUGAAAUCAUUAUUCUCAUUGACAAUUUCAGAAUGUGUAGAGCUCUAAUGCCUGGGGAUGAAGAAAGUAUGAGUGAUGAAGCAAUAUGGGAAACUCUUCCUCACUUUUGGGUUGCCAUCUCCAUGGUGUUUUUCAUUGCGGCUACAGUCUUCACACUCCUAAAACUUAGUGGUAGUGUAGCUGCGCUGGGUUGGUGGGACUUAUUUAUUAACUUCACUAUUGCCGAGUUCUUUUCUUUUCUUGUAUGUACAAAGUGGUCCAAUCCUGUGAUUCAUAGAAAUUCCGGAGAACCCAGUUCUUCUUCAACUACAGUUAGGUAUCUUGACUGGAACAAUGGUUUACUAGUAUCUUCCGAAGAAGAUCAACGUCGGGCGAGAAUGUGUAGCCUGCAAGACAUAGGAGGUCAUUUCUUGAAAGUACCAGUUAUUGUAUUCCAGGUUCUUCUUUGCAUGCAUUUAGAGGGAACACCUGCUUCUGCUGCACAUAUACCUCUUCCAGUUCUUUUCUCUCCCCUUUUCGUACUGCAAGGUGCUGGUUUGCUGUUAUCUGUAUCUAAAUUUGUGGAGAAACUCGUGCUUCUUCUGCGAAGUGGAGCUGGUGGAGGACUUUAUUUUAGAUUUUCUUCUAGAGCUCAUGAUUGCUUGGGGUUCUUGCACCAUGGUUCAAGAUUAUUAGGUUGGUGGUCAAUUGAUGAAGGGAGUCGGGAGGAACAGGCACGCUUGUACCAUGAGGGAGCAUCUGGGUAUAAUACGUUCAGUGGUUACCCUCCUGAGAUUGUUAAGAAAAUGCCUAAAAGGGAUCUUGCUGAGGAGGUGUGGAGACUCCAGGCAGCUCUUGGCGAGCAGACAGAAAUUACAAAAUACAGCCAACAGGAAUAUGAAAGACUUAAAAAUGAGAAAGUGUUGUGCCGAAUUUGUUUUGAGGGAGAGAUUAGCGUCGUACUGCUCCCAUGUAGGCAUCGCGUCCUUUGCAGCAUGUGCUCGGAGAAGUGUAAGAAGUGCCCAAUUUGCCGCGACUCUAUUGCAGAGCGCUUGCCUGUAUAUGACGUCUAGGUGUUAACUUGACCAACUUUUUUGUACACAAGACCAUAGAAGAAAGUGACUAUAGGAAAGUGAAAAAAUGUUAUAUAACAGUUUUUGUUGUCACAUAAAUUCAGUGCCAACUUUUACAUUGUAUAAUACACAACAACUAAGGGGUAGGAAGAAUAGAGCACCUAGUUGGUACCUUGGAUUUUGAAUUUGGUGUUGCUUUGCUUUUACUAAUUUGUAUAUAUAAUAGAUAUUUAGAGGCUUUAUAAAUUAUUACAAUCAAUGUAAUGAAUUGUAGUCUACUUACUCUCUUUUUUUCUCAUGUUUAA
Molecule: messenger RNA, 2131 nt
Organism: Cicer arietinum (chickpea)
Lineage: Eukaryota; Viridiplantae; Streptophyta; Magnoliopsida; Fabales; Fabaceae
Source: RefSeq, a predicted model, not a curated record